AUGAAAAGAGGAUUAACUAUUUCUAUUGAUAACAAAGUAUUUCUUGAGAACCAGAAUGAAGAACCAUCUGAUAUAUACGAAGCAUCAUUGGCUUCAAAUAAGCUGAAAAAACUGGAGUUCAAUGAAAGUGAAGAAACAGUAGUUGAAAGAGCAAAACCAGUUAUAACGUGUCAUUUUCCAACAGAAUGUAUGCAUCAGCCGUCAAGCUUUAUGUCUUUUUCGGCUUAUGAAGCACAUUAUCAAAAACAACAUUGUAAUGUGUGUUUUGAAUGUAGAAAAGUAUUUCCGUCAUUAAGAAUGAUGGAUCUUCAUAUUUCAGAAGUACAUGAUCCUAUUUUUUGUUUAAAAAAAGAGAAAGGAGAAAGAAUUUUUAAAUGUUUUAUUGAAAACUGUCAAGAAUUAUUUAUAAAUGUCAAAAAAAGAAAGAAACAUUUGAUGAGAGAACAUUUUUAUCCAAAAGCUUUUUCAUUUUUGGAUAAUAAUCAAUAUGAGUAUCAUUUCGAUGUGAUUUAUACAGGAAUUUCUUCAAAGGAUACAAGCCUUCUUGUCUCGAAGAAAAAUGUUAAAAAGAGACUAAAACCUGAAAAUCUUGAAAAAAUGGAUCAAGAUUUUGAAAUAGAAAAACUUGUUAAUAAAAUGACAUCUACUCGACUUGUUCCAUCAAGUAUACGGUUUGGAGGUGGUAGAAACAAAUAA
Messenger RNA from Pneumocystis murina B123, 696 nucleotides. RefSeq lists its product as hypothetical. The record is from RefSeq and is a predicted model, not a curated record. The coding region runs from base 1 to 696 and encodes 231 amino acids. Lineage: Eukaryota; Fungi; Ascomycota; Pneumocystomycetes; Pneumocystales; Pneumocystaceae. The transcript is spliced from 4 exons.